AUGCAAAGGCAUUUGUUAUUUCUGAAUGCUUGGGUUGUGUUGCUGCUGAUGCGACUUGCUUGUGCAGGACAUAAAUGUGUUUGGAUACAUGGCACCGUGCGUUGCCAUAAGGAUCCUUCAAGAAAUUUGAAUGUUGAAGUACGAGUUUACGACCGAGAUGGGCUAUCAGUUGCCAAGAUUAUUGAUCCUGAUGAUUUAAUGGGAGUGACGUUCACAAGCGAAGACGGUUCGUUCCAGUUAGAUGGAUGUGGCGAAGACAUUGAUUGGGUUCCUGGUAUUCCAAACAAUCCGGAACCUUAUUUACAAAUAUUGCAUUAUUGUAACAGACAGACGGGUGAAAUCAUAAAGCUCCCACCAUUCAGAAUUUUUGUGCCAAAUACAUAUGAAGUUGGUACAGUUGAUCUCGACUUACCGAUUCAAGCUUCAUCUGCAAAAAACAGUACUUAA
This is a messenger RNA of Brugia malayi, 447 nucleotides long. RefSeq lists its product as uncharacterized. The transcript is spliced from 3 exons. The coding region runs from base 1 to 447 and encodes 148 amino acids. Gene Ontology annotation, cellular component: cell surface. The record is from RefSeq and is a predicted model, not a curated record. Lineage: Eukaryota; Metazoa; Nematoda; Chromadorea; Rhabditida; Onchocercidae.